Onthophagus taurus is the source of this 2276-nucleotide messenger RNA. Its product is annotated as venom carboxylesterase-6-like. The record is from RefSeq and is a predicted model, not a curated record. NCBI's taxonomy places the organism in Eukaryota, Metazoa, Arthropoda, Insecta, Coleoptera, Scarabaeidae.
ACACAACAUUUAAGUUGUUAUCUUAUAAAACAUUAUAUCAGAAAUGAGUAGAGACAUUCAUCUUUGAAAUACAAAGAUGACACGAGAUUACAUGUCAUCUUUACUUUAGCACAUCUUCGUUUUAAAUUCUAAAUCAGCGUUUGUUUUUUAAGUGUGAGGGAGAUCAUUCUACUGAUCCAGCUAUUUCAAUAAUAUAAAUUACAUGAAAUAAAAUGUAUGUGGUAACAAAACAUUACUUCGGUUAAACAGUUGUUGAUAAAAUAGUUUACAUAAAUUCCUGAAUAUAGAAUUCCCUAAACAUUUUAAUUUCAGUGGGUUAAAUUCCUUAAAUAAUAUGUCCAGAGUACAUAAAUACGUUUAUAAAUAGCGCAACUGUUAAGAUAACGUUCGUAUAUAAAAAGGAAAAUUAUGCAAGUUGUUUUGCAAAUUGAUUUGUAAGUUGUAAGCUAGUUAUUUUGGUUAACCAUGAGAGUCCUACCAAUAAUAAAUUUCUUCGUAAUUUUAUUACAAGUUAACUUAACGUUUCAAAUCGACGACAAUGCACCAAUAGUUAAAACUCCUUUGGGUUUAAUUAGUGGUAUUUAUGAAAGAAGUUAUAAACAAAAAACUUUCUCGUCUUUUUAUGGUAUUCCUUUCGCUCAACCUCCAAUAGGUGAUUUAAGAUUCGAGGAGCCAGUUGAAAUUAAACCUUGGCCCGGAACUUGGACGGCGAAUCAAACUGGAAUUGCUUGUAUCCAAAUUAGUCAUGCUCCGAUUCCAGAAGGUGGCCCUUUACUUGGAGAUGAAGAUUGUCUUUAUUUAAAUGUAUUCGUUCCUUCUAAAUACCCGGAUCAAAUAAAUAAUCUUUUGGACGUUGUUGUUCAUUUUCACGGAGGUGCUUUUAUGUUCGGAACUGGUGGAUAUUAUGCCGGCCCAAAUUUUUUGAUGGAUAAACCAGUUAUUUUGGUUACUUUAAAUUACAGAUUAGGUUACUUAGGUUUUAUGAGUACCGAAGAUGACAUAGUUCCUGGUAAUAUGGGAAUGAAAGAUCAAGUGAUGGCUUUAAAAUGGAUAAAGAAAAAUAUCAAAAGUUUUGGGGGUAAUCCUAACUCAGUAACAAUAACGGGAUUAUCAGCUGGAGGAGCAAGCGUGCAUUACCAUUAUUUAUCGAAAUUAUCGAAAGGUUUAUUUCAAAAAGGAAUUUCAGCGAGUGGAUCCGCCUUAGCCCCGUGGACUUUUCAAGAAAAUCCGCUAGAAAAGGUUCGGUUUUUAGCAAACAAAAUUGGUUGUGAGACGACAAAUACAAAGUUAAUGGUGGAUUGUUUAAAAACGCGCCCAGCUAAACAAAUCGUUGCUGUUACUAAACUUUUACGACCAUGGUUAUAUAAUCCAUUUUCACCUUUAGGGUUGGUUGUUGAAAAAGCUGGAAAAAAUAAAUUUUUAGACCAACAUCCUUACGUUUUAUUAUCAAACGGAAAAAUUCAUGAUUUACCAUGGUUAACUUCUUUAACGUCUGAAGAAGGUUUAUAUCCUGGAGCUGAUUAUGUUUUAAAAGAUCAUUAUUUGGAGGACUUGGAAAGUAAAUGGAACGAAUUCGCUCCUUUUGUUUUAGAUUAUUUUUAUUCCAUACCACCCGAAAGAUUAGAUCAAGUUUCUCAGAUAAUUAAGAAAGAGUAUUUGGGAGAUAAACCUAUUUCAAAAGAUACUUAUAAAGAAUUAAUUGAUAUGAUGAGCGAUCGAUUAUUUAGCGUUUAUACCGAAAAAGCAGCAAAAAUUCAAGCAAAAGUCUCAAAAUCACCCGUUUUCAUGUAUUAUUUUAGUUUUAUGGGAGAUACUUUAGAAAGUUUAACAAUUCAUAUCACUGGAAAAGAUCAAUCACAUGGUACAGCACAUGGUGAUGAUAUGAUGUAUUUGUUUUCAAUCCCAAAUAAAACUCAAAAGUUAACCAAAUUAGAUGAAAAUAUGCAAGAGAUAUUAUUAAAUAUUUGGAUGAGUUUUAUUAAAACAGGAAAUCCAAAAGUAGAAAAUGUAAAAUGGCCGGCUAUUUCUAAAAAAGAUGAUGACUCCUUAAUACAACUCCACAUAAAAUCACCACAAAAUAUUAUAUUAGAAGAUGUAAAAGAAAUAAAUCGACACAAAUCAAUGUGGGAUAAUUUAGGAUUUGAAGAAAAUGAAUAUUUCUUAUCCAAACCGAAAAAGAAUGAAUUGUAACAAAAAAAUUUAUUAUCUUUAUAAUAACUGUUAAAAUUCAACAAUAUAUCUUAUCUUUGGAUAAUCAAACAUGAUAGUCUCCUCCA